Molecule: messenger RNA, 2317 nt
Organism: Aplysia californica (California sea hare)
Lineage: Eukaryota; Metazoa; Mollusca; Gastropoda; Aplysiida; Aplysiidae
Product: 4-coumarate--CoA ligase 2
Biological process (GO): fatty acid metabolic process
Molecular function (GO): medium-chain fatty acid-CoA ligase activity
Source: RefSeq, a predicted model, not a curated record
UUCACAGUGACGCGCCCUCCUUUACUAGAGGAGCGAAAAGUAUAAGUCAGAAAGCCUAGACCGGACCUCAUCUUGCGGUGUGAAAAGGCUAGGUGAAGUUCUCUGGUGGCGUGUCCUAAACUGAACACUGACCAUGGGCAGCACACUUUCCAGAAUUCGGGAUCACAACACGCUGUGUAAACGCCUCAAGUUUCUGGCCGACAACUUCCCAGACAGGGAACUCUUCAUCUUCUACAACCACGGAAUUCGUGAUGUAUACACAUCCACACAACUCUUCCAGUUGGGAGGGAAAUUUGCCGCCCUGCUCCGUCAGAAAGGUUUCCAACGUCAAGACGUCAUCGCCAACGCCUUACCGAACUCCCCUGAGCGAGUUGUCACUGAAGUGGGCAUUAUAUUAGCGGGCUGUGUCGCAAUGAACGCGCCGCUUCUCCUCGCGGACGGCUCUGACUUCUUCGAAGUGGCCAAGAAAGCUCGCUGUCGGGCUGUAGUGGCAGAUCUACAGGAUAAGGGCCCAGCUUCUACACUGUUCCUGCCCUACAAAGGAGGGGCGCUCAGCAGCUCCAAACUAUUCGUAGAUCUGAACAUUGACUCCGCCCCUGAACUGACGUCCGCCAUUAAUGUCUUCAGAGACGGAGAUACGAAAACCCUGCUGGAGGAACUGAGAAGCUGUGAAUUGGACACGGUGUUCGAACCCUGUGAGCCUGACGACUUGGUCAAAGUGUUUACCACCUCUGGCAGCACCGGCUUCAGCAAGUUGGUAUCCCAGACACAUGACGUGGCCAUCCACUCCUGGGAAGGUUAUGUAGACUUUCUGGAGACUCAAGCACCAGUGAAAGAGUUGGGCAAUUAUGGCUACUACAACGAUACAGCCUUGGGCAAGACUCUCUUCUCCGGCUACUUCAACCAGCUGGAGGAGAAAGAUCCCGCCACGACAGGCCAGUUCUCAGAGGACGGCUGGUUCGACACCAACGACAACGGUUACUUUGACGGCAAGGGAAGCCUGUACGUGAUUGGUCGGAAUAAUGACGUCAUCACUUAUGGGGCUUGCCUGGUGUACCCUGGUUGGCUGGAGCAGAAGAUUCUGGCUCACCCAAAAGUCCGGGACGUGUGCUUGGUACCUGUUCCCCACCCUGUGCUGCAUCAAGACAUCUGCGCAUGUGUACUGGCGGCCCCCGAUAGCCAGCUGACCCAGGACGAGCUGAAACAUUUCUGUGCACAGAUUUGCUUCUCUGACGGCCACGAGGAAAAACCCCUCAUCCCCACCUACUUCAUGAUCAUGGAUCAGUACCCACUGACCGACACUGGAAAGACAAGUAGGAAGGAGCUGAGACGUUUGGCUGCCCACAAGUUUGGCGUACAGUGACGUGGGUGGACUCCUCUCGGAAACAAUCUUAUUUGUUGUAGGCCGACAUUUCAAAAAUUCAAAAUUUCCUCUCUGUACCUCUCCCUGAAAGAAUCUUAGUUGUAGGCUGACAUUUCAAAAAUUCAAAAUUUCCUCGCUGUACCUCUCCCUGAAAGAAUCGUAUUUAGUAGGCCUACAUUUCAAAAUUCAAAAUGUUCCUUCCGUACAAAACAAAAUCAUUUCCCACUUGUAAAAUGAUAAGACGCACCACAUUUACUUUACACCAUCCUUUCGAUUCCAUAUUAUAUAUAUAUUGACGGUGUCUCUAGUUUGUAGCAGUAUUAAUUUAAUAUUAGCGAAUUAGCGCAAAUAGUUUUUUAUGCUCUCACAGGAAAAAAGAGGGCAAAUCAGGCAAGAGUAGACCACGAACAACUUACUUAGACUUGGAGAAUUUGAACAGAUUAGAUCUAGAUCUAUAGGUGAUGGGGAAAGCACGUGUUUCAAAUCUGGUAAUCAUGCUUGAUGAUGUAAGGUAAUUAGUUAAAAGAGAGUGCUAAUUCUUUCCAGGAAAUGAGAGGGAUACAUUAUGUAUACAGUGAAACCUGCCUUGACGGCUACCUCUAUAAGACGGCCACCUGUACAAACGGCCACUUUCCAUUUCCCCCCUUGCGUUUUUUAAAAAUAACUUAAUUGUCUAAAACGGGCACCUGUCCAACGCGGCCGCGGCCACCAUAUUUUAACACACAACCCCUAUCACACUAAGCAAUAUAUCACCUCUCUCCUAGACGGCCGCCUAAGGGACUCCAUUUCAUUUUGUCACAAAUUGUGCGUUGGCCCCUGGCGUUGUGGGCGAGCCGUCAUAAUCCAAUCACCCGAGGGUGUUAGGUAGUCCCUCCAACCGAUCAUGUUGCCUUGGCCCCUCCUACUGUUGACCAAUAGGUACCCGUUAACAAAUUUUCAGCUGCUGGCGAGGUA